Penicillium canescens is the source of this 1194-nucleotide messenger RNA. Its product is annotated as putative mitochondrial carrier protein. Gene Ontology annotation, molecular function: L-ornithine transmembrane transporter activity. Gene Ontology annotation, biological process: mitochondrial L-ornithine transmembrane transport. Lineage: Eukaryota; Fungi; Ascomycota; Eurotiomycetes; Eurotiales; Aspergillaceae. The coding region runs from base 1 to 1194 and encodes 397 amino acids. The record is from RefSeq and is a predicted model, not a curated record. The transcript is spliced from 4 exons.
AUGUCCUCUAUAUCUCCAAUCCUUGAGCCCCAUCUUGGUGAGCAGGGAAAUCCACGGCGGAUUUCUCGAAACGAUGCAGCCACAGGUGCAUCUGCUGCGGGUGUUCGGGCUCUUAGUGCGCAGAUGGUAGCUUUCUAUUUCAGAGCACCAAUUAAAGCUUUUUUCCGUACGCGUGUUGAUUAUAUGGCCUUUGCAAGAGCUGUGAACCCUCGUGUUGCCGAAGGCAAAUGGUCUCUUCAUACGACAACCCCGGGGUUGUUGCUCCAUGCUGUACGGACAUAUGGCUGGCGCUUUAUCCCCAACCAAGUCCUACCACCUUUGAUGGCAAAUGCAGGGGUUGGCGCGGUCCUCUACACGUCUUAUCUCCAGGUUUUGGGGGCUCUGCAUGAACCUGUGUCUCAGGGGGUCAAGCGAGUCUGGCCCCCAGCUCCUCCCUCCGCAACAUUUGCUUCUGGGUUUACCGCUGGUACCAUUCAAUCGAUUGUUGCUGCCCCUCUAGACGCCUUGCAGGUUCGCUUAAAGACGAAUGAUAUGCUAAAGGGCCAGUAUCGAAGCAUGUGGCAUUAUGGCCAUCAUAAGCUCAAACAAAUCGGCCCGCGCGGGGUAUUUGCAGGCUGGAGUCUUUCAUUUCUGCGAGAUUCCCUUGGAUAUGCCAUAUUUUUCUCCUCGUUUGAGUAUAUCAAGUCACAAUCCUACUAUUCCUUCGUCACUUGGUACUACGGGUCUCUACGAUCUGAGCAUGUGGACAUGUUUCCAUCGUCAGGGUCCAGCGACCGUGGAGUGCCACUCAUCAAACCCCACUAUGCCCUGGAACCUUGCUUCCUAAUGAUGGCGGGUGUUGUGGCAUCGAUUGCCCAGCAAGCUAUACAACACCCUCUAAGCAGGAUCCAAGACCUUCAUCUAGGUCGACUGGAGUAUUUAGAUCACCACGCCAGCCUCAUCCCCUCGCGGCAAAAAAUGAUGCAACUCUACUACCACGCCUACCAAGAGACCUUCAAAAGGUGUGAGCGGAAGGCCAAGCGGGCUGGGGGCUGGCGCCCCUGGCUGUUCCGUGGCUUUGUUGGGAGCUCGAUUCGCCAAGUUCCUAGCACCAGUGCCGGUCUCGUGAUUUUUGAGUUGGUCCGCCGACGGUAUGCUAGUCUGGCGGAUGCUGUCCACAUCCAGAGUGAUGGAUAUGACAUUCUUCUCAAUUAG